Messenger RNA from Talaromyces proteolyticus, 1171 nucleotides. Its product is annotated as beta-lactamase-like protein. NCBI's taxonomy places the organism in Eukaryota, Fungi, Ascomycota, Eurotiomycetes, Eurotiales, Trichocomaceae. Bases 121 to 1110 code for a protein of 329 amino acids. The record is from RefSeq and is a predicted model, not a curated record. The transcript is spliced from 2 exons.
GGGGGGCGUCCCUGUGACUGACAUUCAGACUGCAUACAAUCGAUCGGCUAUAUGCAAUCGGUUGUUGAAUUAAUUUUCAAACAAUAGCCCAAAUCUAAGAAAAACUCAGCCCACGCCACCAUGUCAACUAUUACCGUCGAGCAGACUGCAGCCCUUGCAAACAAUUGGCUGCCUUCUUCCGCAGGUAUUGUAGAGCUAUUCGCUCUCUCAGCGGGCUAUUUAACACUUCCUGAGAAGUAUUUUGUGCAUCCAGCCUCUGAGAAUUCUCGACGGACGGUGCCAUCGUUAGCAUUUCUUAUUCAACAUCGUCACCCAGCCACUGGGAAGCUCACUAGGAUUGUCUUCGAUCUGGGGCUGAGACGCGAUGUCAAGAGAUACUCCGAACCAAUCCAACGACAUGUAUCCACGAGACAACCUCUGACAACAGAUCCAGAUGUAGUCAAGAGUCUUGCGGCAGGAGGACUACGCCCUGAUGAUAUCGAUUACGUGAUUUAUUCACAUAUGCACUGGGAUCAUAUCGGCGAGCCUCGAGAUUUCCAGAAAAGUACAUUCGUCAUUGGACAUGGUUCUUGGGACUUGUUCAAACCCACAGAAACGUCCUCUCUGCGGGGAAGUCAUUCCUUCUUUGAGCCUGGAAUACUACCGGACGACAGAACCAUUGAACUAAAUGACGCUGAGACCGUUUCAAAAAACGAGAAAAAGCCUUCUAUUAUCCCGGGAGAUGCUAACUUUGGUCAACCCUGGACUACGCAUUCAGAAAUGGACAUUCACGUCCUUGACAUAUUCAAUGAUGGAACUGUAAAUAUUGUCCAUGCCCCCGGGCAUCUUCCAGGGCAUAUAAAUUUACUAGUCAAAACAAGCUCAGGGCAACGUAUUUAUCUAGCUGGAGACGCAUGCCACGAUCGACGAAUUGUACGCAAAGAGCUAGAGAUAGGAGAGUGGUUAGACACUGCAGGUCAUAUCUGUUGCAUACACGCAGACCGAAAGAAAGCAGAAGAGACAAUUGAACGGAUUCGGCAACUGGAACAUAAAGGAGUAGAGGUUAUCUUUGCGCAUGAUGUUGAAUGGGUAGAGAAUGCGAAGAAUCAGUCGCGAUUUUGGGGGGUAUAGAUCAGUCUAUAUUAAUCUUGUUAGUCUGUAGAUUUAGCUUCUCCAUAAGAAUCAAGUCGGC